UAAACAGACUUCCCGCGCAGUGAAACCGGUGCAGGGAACACUUUUCCCGUUUAACGCUGGAAAUAUGGACGAGUUGUAUUUAGACAAUAUCGACGAAUAUGUCAACGACCACAACAAGAUCGUGACCUACAAAUGGCUCAGUCUGACACUGGGAGUUCACGUCAACACAGCAAAACAAAUGCUCUUCCACUACCUGGAUCACAAGAGGAAGGAGAGUUCAGCUCAGCUCCACGCCACGUAUCUCGUGUCGGGGAAGUUCCUGGACAACGGACAAGCCAGCCACAAGGUGUCCGUGGUCAGAGAGGACAAACUGGAAGACGUUAAAGCCAAGAUGAGCCUGAUCGUCAGUGUCCAUGUCUACAGCGUCCAGAAAGCUCUCCUGAAGGACAGCGGGCCCCUGUACAGUGUGGACUACGAUGCUGUGAAGGACAACUUCGAGAACUGCAGCAAAUACAGUGCGAUCCGCUGCAGCAGUGCACAGCCCACGUCUCCUCUGGAGCAGACCAGAGAAAUACAACGUGCUCCCACUCCAGAGCCGGUGGCAAAAAGACCCGGCCAGAACGGAGAGGCUGGUCUGGCUUCAAAAGCCGCCCCCAAACCGACAAAGGGCAUCAUGGGAAUGUUUGCAAGUAAAACCACGACCAAGAACCAGGACAAAGAGGUGAAGUCGGAGCAGAAUGAAGAGGCUCCUGAAGUUGUCGCCUCUAAAAGCAAACCAGCUGCAAAAGCAAAUCCAAUGUCAAACUUCUUCGGGAGUCAGGCUGCAAAGAAACCAGACAAAGCUGUGAAGGAGGAAGAAGAAGCAGCAGCUGAGUCGACCUGCGGAGCCGAGCUGAGACCUCAGAGUUCACAACCGGAAGAAAAACAAAAAGCUGCUGCACAGUCGCCGCCAAAAGAAGCAAAGAAAGAUGUUAAGAAAGACGUGAAGAAAGACGUAAAGAAAGACUCCAGGAGCAAAACCAAGCGAAUUGAGGAUUCUGACAGCGAGGAGGAAAAAAUGGAUAAGAAAAAGAGGCGAAGGAUCAAAAAACCUGAACCAGACAGCAGCGAUGAAGACGUCAUUCCAGAUUCUCCACAGCCGAUGGAAACCGAAGAACUGUCACCACCUCCUAAACCGGAGGUCGAGGCUGUUUCACAUUCACGUCCGACUCUCCCUGGAAUGAAAAUAAGGAAGAGGAGACGAGUCCUGAAAUCAAAAACCUUCCUAGACGAUGAAGGAUGCAUGGUGACAGAGAAAGGCUACGAGAGCGAGUCGUACUCUGAGGCCGAAGACGACUUCCAGGCCACAAAACAACCGGCGAAGAAUCCCGUCCCAGCAAAGCUCCCGGCGAGCAGCAGAGAGGAGCAGAAGAAAAGUCAGAAGAAAACGUCCGCGAACGCAAACAAAGGAUCUAAACAAGCCUCCAUUAUGGGAUUCUUCCAAAAGAAAUGAAAGAAGACUGAGUCCGAAACAACAAAGACACAACAAGCACAGACUAAGGAUCUCAACUGACUCUGAACUGAAACACAUCACGUGGAUGUUUCCAGUUCAGCAUGACAAACGUUUAAGGUUUUUAAAUUGUACCAUGAUCAGUGUAAAAUGUGAAUAUGAGGCCGACCUAAUAAAUAUUGAUGGAAACUAAA
Molecule: messenger RNA, 1623 nt
Organism: Limanda limanda (common dab)
Lineage: Eukaryota; Metazoa; Chordata; Actinopteri; Pleuronectiformes; Pleuronectidae
Gene: pold3
Product: polymerase (DNA-directed), delta 3, accessory subunit
Exons: 12
Coding region: 65-1432 (455 amino acids)
Biological process (GO): DNA synthesis involved in UV-damage excision repair; nucleotide-excision repair, DNA gap filling; DNA strand elongation involved in DNA replication
Cellular component (GO): delta DNA polymerase complex; nucleus
Molecular function (GO): DNA-directed DNA polymerase activity
Source: RefSeq, a predicted model, not a curated record